Molecule: messenger RNA, 372 nt
Organism: Caenorhabditis briggsae
Lineage: Eukaryota; Metazoa; Nematoda; Chromadorea; Rhabditida; Rhabditidae
Exons: 4
Coding region: 1-372 (123 amino acids)
Source: RefSeq, a predicted model, not a curated record
AUGGCCGCUACCCCAUCCAAGUGUUUUUCGUGUUACGUUACACAAUUAGAAGCGUUAGCUAACGCAUUUGGAUUUGAAAUUCGACCAAUCAUUCCGACGGUAAUGAAUCUUCCAUCUGAGUAUUAUGUUUUCUUCUUACGACUUGAUCUCACUUGCUCGGAACUGCUGGAAGCACGUCCUUGGGAAAACUUGCCAGAGAUUGAUCACAUGCCAUGUAAAACCACCGUUCUUGCUGUGAAAGAAGUUGUCGGCAAAGUUUUGGGAGUUGGAAUGGAGUUGAAAACAAAGGAGGGCACAAAGAAAAUGAUAAACUUCAUGCGACAUAUUGUCAACCUUAUUGCUUUCUUGGAAACUAUAGAUGGCACUGUUUAA